AUGGAUGGCCAGUUUGAACGGGUGAUUCAGAUUUUAGAGGACCUACUACGAGCAUGUAUGAUGGACUUCAAGGGAAAUUGGGAGUCAAAGCUGCCCCUGAUAGAGUUCACUUAUAAUAACAUUUAUCAGGCCACAAUAGGUAUGACUCCAUAUGAAGCGUUGUAUGGAAGGAAGUGCAGAACACCGCUACAUUGGGAAGAGGUCACAGAGAGAGCAAUUCUGGGCCUAGACAUAGUGACCCAAACAGUGGAAUUGGUGGAGAAAAUUCGGAACAGAAUGCAGGCAGUGCAAAGCCGUCAAAAGAGUUAUGCUGAUCAGCGACGAAGAGAUUUGGAAGUUGCAAUAGGAGAUCACGGUUGGAACUCGAGCUUACUGGGUUGCCCUACCCCCAAAUUUGUCCAGGGUACACAAUGUGUUCCAGUAUCUAUGCUUAGGCGAUACAUUUCUAACCCUUCUCAUGUGAUCAGUCAUGAGUCCAUGCAGUGGACGCCAGAUCUGACCUACGAGGAACGGCCGAAACAGAUCCGUGAUCGUCAGGUUCAAAAACUAAGGAACAAGGAGAUCAAGAUGGUAAAGAUCUUAUGGGGAAAUCAUCAGAUGGAGGAGGCCACCUGGGAAACUGAACAAGAUAUGCACAAUCGCUACCCGGAGUUAUUUGGUAAUUCAAAUUUCGAGGAUGAAAUUUUUUUAAGGGUGGGAGAAUUGUAA
Zingiber officinale is the source of this 708-nucleotide messenger RNA. RefSeq lists its product as uncharacterized. Gene Ontology annotation, molecular function: nucleic acid binding. NCBI's taxonomy places the organism in Eukaryota, Viridiplantae, Streptophyta, Magnoliopsida, Zingiberales, Zingiberaceae. Bases 1 to 708 code for a protein of 235 amino acids. The record is from RefSeq and is a predicted model, not a curated record. The transcript is spliced from 2 exons.